GUAGUGUAUUCCAGGCAUUGACCACUCUGUUGCUGAAGUCGUAUUUCCUGCAAUCAAGUCUGGUGUGGUUUACCUUUAGUUUGCAUUUAUUGUGUGCUCGCAAAAGUUUUUUUGAAUGCAAAGCAAAACUUCACAGCAUCUAUUUUAACUUUGAAAUUUGUUUAUAGGGAGCUCCUGGCCCAAGGGGUCCGAUGGGGCCUCCAGGAACUCCAGGUCCCCCAGGAUCACCUGGGUCAGAAGGCAAGAUGGGACCUCCAGGUCUACCAGGUCUACGGGGCAAGAAAGGAGAAAUGGGUCUUGCUGGAAUUGAUGGAUUAUCUGGACCUCCUGGUCUCCCAGGGUCUCCUGGACUUUCUGGUUCUCCUGGACUUGCUGGAUCUCCAGGUCAACCAGGAGAAACUGGCAGAAAUGGUGAACGUGGGCCACCGGGUUUACCUGGAAAAUCUGGUCAAGAUGGUUUACCUGGUCUUCCAGGGUCAAAAGGAGAACAAGGGGAAAGGGGAGAAGCUGGUAAAGCAGGCUCCAAGGGUGAAUCAGGCCCCCCAGGCCCCUCUGGCAUAGUUGGGGAGAGGGGUGAAGCUGGUCUCCCAGGCUCACCUGGUUUGCCUGGUCCAAGAGGAGAAAAAGGAAACCAGGGUGAAAAAGGAAGAACUGGACUCGCUGGCUUCAAAGGUGAUAGAGGAGAAAAAGUAAGUUACCAGAUAACUGAUUAAAUCCCAUGAUUUAUAUGCACACUGAUAAAUUCAUUUGUUUCGUGGGUGACAUCAUUGUUUGUGUAUGACCUACACCACAUAUGCUUAUACAAUUAUUAUCUGCAUUGAAUGCAGUGGGUAGACGAUAAGAUAGACAUUCCCAAAUUUAUGCUGUUGAACAUUCAAUGACUGGAUAUUGGAACUGUCAAUCAAAGCAAGAUAAGAAAGAGUAUUUUCUCC
Molecule: messenger RNA, 932 nt
Organism: Notechis scutatus (mainland tiger snake)
Lineage: Eukaryota; Metazoa; Chordata; Lepidosauria; Squamata; Elapidae
Source: RefSeq, a predicted model, not a curated record